Messenger RNA from Exaiptasia diaphana, 2521 nucleotides. Its product is annotated as 3-phosphoinositide-dependent protein kinase 1. Gene Ontology annotation, biological process: intracellular signal transduction; peptidyl-serine phosphorylation. Gene Ontology annotation, molecular function: protein serine/threonine kinase activity; ATP binding. The record is from RefSeq and is a predicted model, not a curated record. The transcript has 17 exons. Bases 117 to 1616 code for a protein of 499 amino acids. NCBI's taxonomy places the organism in Eukaryota, Metazoa, Cnidaria, Anthozoa, Actiniaria, Aiptasiidae.
UGCGCAUUUCAGUCUSGUCAGGUCAAAAGUUCUCGAUGAAAUUAAAAAGAAAAACAAGUUGACUUUUACUAUUUAUUCGUCUUGAAAUGAGGUAAAACGCAGGAAUUACUGUCGAAAUGGAGCCUUCACAGGGCGAUUCUAAAGCUACUCCACCACAAUCCCCAACAUCACAAGAACCAAAAUCCCCCACAACACAAGCACCAGCAGCUACUUCUGGAACACCAGGAAAGAAACGACGGCAUGACUUCAAAUUUGGAAAAAUAUUAGGAGAAGGAUCAUAUUCUACUGUAUUUGUUGCUCAAGAAAUUGCAACAGGAAAGGAAUUUGCAAUUAAAGUCCUUGAAAAACGACACAUGAUCCGAGAGAAAAAGGUSCCUCAAGUACAACGAGAGAAAGAGGUGUUAAGCAGACUGAAUCAUCCAUUCUUUGUGAAGCUGUAUUUCACUUUUCAAGACAAAGAAAAUCUUUAUUUUGGACUCAGCUAUGCAAAAAGAGGAGAGUUACUUCCUUAUAUUAACAAACUUGGCUCCUUUGAUGAAAGUGCYACACAGUUUUACUCAGCGGAAAUAAUAAGUGCUUUGGAACAUUUACAUGGACUGGGCAUUAUACACAGAGACUUGAAACCAGAGAACAUUCUAUUAGAUGAAAAUAUGCAUAUUCAAAUAACAGAUUUUGGUACAGCAAAGAUAUUAGAAGGGGAUAAUAACAAAGGACGAAACUCCUUUGUGGGCACAGCACAGUAUGUAUCACCUGAACUCCUGAAUGACAAAAGGGCYUGUAAAAGCUCUGAUAUUUGGGCUCUUGGAUGUAUAAUUUAUCAACUUUUGUCAGGAUUACCACCAUUUAGAGCAGGAAAUGAAUACCAAAUAUUCCAGAAGAUUAACAAAUUAGAAUAUGAGUUUCCCAGUGGAUUUCCCAGUUCACCAAAAGAUUUAGUAGAGAAAAUUCUGAUUCUAGAUCCUACAAAAAGAUUAGGGAGUGAGGAGUGUGGAGGAUUUGAAGACCUGAAAGGACAUUCAUUUUAUAAAGGUGUAAAUUGGGAAGAACUACCGAACACUAACCCGCCAGAAUUGUUGCCAUAUCUUCCUGCAACAAGCAGCGACGGGGAAGAACAUAGAAGCAAAUACAGGGCCGAUGUGAGUGAUAAUGGCCUGAAUGACUUCGAUGAUUCACUACUAGCUAGGUUCGGCCUAUCAGACGAGUACAAAGCUGUAGAUAAGCCUACACAAAAGAACUACUUACGUCUAACAAAAAUAGAAGUUGAAGAACGUCUCAAGAAGCAAAUGGACGAAUCACCAUGGCAUCAAUUUAUAGAAAAUAACUUGAUUAUCAAAACUGGGAUCUUGGAUAAACGAAAGGGUCUCUUUGCGAAGCGGCGGCAGAUGAUUUUGACUGAGGGACCUCACUUAUAUUACGUCGAUACUGCAGCUAUGGUCUUAAAGGGGCAAAUACCUUGGACUAAAGAACUGCGAGCUGAAGCCAAGAGUUUCAAAGUAUUCUUCGUGCACACGCCAAUCAAAACAUAUUACCUAGAAGACCACAAAGGCUUUGCCGUCGAAUGGGUCGACAAAAUCAAAGACGUCCAUCAAUAUUACUUCGGCUUAUCUUCCAUAUAAGGCACUACCAUAAAAGCCAUUUUUAUUCAGAUAUCUGCUGAUCUUAGACGCUUUCUUAAUUAACACUGUUAUAUAUCAAAGCCUCUUCCGUAAGUAACUGUACUUUACGGAACAGAGUGAUCAAACAUCUGCGCAAUGUACGUGCUUCACCUGAGGUUUAGAGAUUUGAAGAUAUACAAAAACAUGAAUGACACUAAAAGGCACAGCUUCGUACUUCGUACUGUUUUAGAUAGAGCGGAUUUCGUAUGAGUGGGACAUCGUUCCGCACGGUUACCGCACAGUUACCGGACCUGGCCUGCACAAUUUUGGUGAACCAAUGGGGCACUAGAAUUUGGUUACAGUACGAUUACGGUCACAGUACAGUACCGUCCGUUUCCCACUCAUACGAAAUUCGCUCUAUAAUUGCCAACAAACUAACUACUAACUAGCUAAUUAGACCCGUAGAGUCAUUAAACCCGUGAAAUAGUAGUACACUAAUACAAGCUCUACUUGCAUUGUUCUUUUGUGUCUAUUUGACUAUGACACUUCAAUAGUCAUUUUUURAGUGAAGUCAUUUAACCUGCGAAACAAAUCUUGACUAGUAUAAAAGUGCRAUAGUGAAUCAGACAGACUGAAAAAAAAACAAUGCCAAWUAGGGCGAACUAAGGUGUAAUAGUGCAAUAACUAUUUCACGKUUUUUUGGCGUCACUCUAAUGACUAAAUACAUUAGUGAUGUCUAAAUAUUUAAGCUUUAUCGCUAGUAUUCUCUGUACUGUCCCGAAGUUUUCGAAAAGAAACUGAAGAAAACURUUUAAAGCUUGAGGUUUACAAAUAGUUGAAAAGGUAUAAACAAUAGAUCGAAAAUGGGUUAAAACGCUUCUAAACAAAUGAGAAUUAGCUGAUAUACUCAGCCAAUUUCUUAUAAA